AUGUCCCGCGUCCCCUUGGGAAAAGUCCUUUUGCGGAAUGUCAUUCGCCACACUGACGCCCACAACAAGAUCCAGGAAGAGUCAGAAAUGUGGAAAAUACGGGAGAUGGAGAAGCAGAGCCAAGAGAUACGCUGGGGCAAACACGAGAGGGCUCUUCUGAACAGUUCCAGCAGCCGGAUGCGUAGCGAUGGGUUUGAUGAGGACAGCCAGCAGAACAGCUGGAGGACAAGGAACAUGCCAGUUAUGGCAGUGACCAUUGAAGACGACCUUCGACAUGCCCGCUACUGGAACAAGAAGCUCUACGAAUGCGAAGCUAACAUGCCGGACAGAUGGGGUCACAGUGGCUACAAAGAGUUGUAUCCAGAAGAAUUUGAUACAGACAGUGACCGGGAACCAGAUGAACAAAACUCCGUGAAUGGAAAAAGAAAAUCCCAGUCAGACAAGCAGAGUUCUGCGAAGCUGCACAAAAGGAAAAAGCCCAAAAAGUCACACAAAAAGAAGCAGAAAAAGAAGUCUCACAAGAAGAAAAAGAAGAAGAAACGAGAGGAGCCGCCGAGCACAGGGGCAGCUUCUUCCCAGGAGUCCGAGUGUUCGGAGGGAGAGCCCCCCAAGAGGAGGAAAAAGCGCCACGCCAAGGGCAAGAAGGCCUCAGAUGAGCCUCCCGCCUCUUCCUCGGAUCCAGGCAGCGGCUCUAGCAAAGCCAGCAGCUGCCUCUCCAGCCACUCUGCGGACAGUGACUCAGAGAAGCCGGCCAGGAAGAGGCGGAAACGCCAGGCUCCCCUGCCCGACAGAGCAGGGGACAGGGCACCGGAGAAGCGCAGCAAGAGGAAGAACUGGAAAGUAGCUGCUGACGAGAACUCCGAGGACAGCUCAGAGGAGGAUUAGAACC
Messenger RNA from Protobothrops mucrosquamatus (brown spotted pit viper), 889 nucleotides. It is a transcript of the gene NKAPD1, whose product is annotated as NKAP domain containing 1. Bases 1 to 885 code for a protein of 294 amino acids. The transcript is spliced from 5 exons. Lineage: Eukaryota; Metazoa; Chordata; Lepidosauria; Squamata; Viperidae. The record is from RefSeq and is a predicted model, not a curated record.